Messenger RNA from Lolium perenne, 1670 nucleotides. Its product is annotated as AP2-like ethylene-responsive transcription factor At1g16060. The record is from RefSeq and is a predicted model, not a curated record. Lineage: Eukaryota; Viridiplantae; Streptophyta; Magnoliopsida; Poales; Poaceae. Gene Ontology annotation, biological process: regulation of DNA-templated transcription. Gene Ontology annotation, molecular function: DNA-binding transcription factor activity; DNA binding.
UCUCUCUCUUCCUCCCCUGCGCUCACUUGGCGGCUGCCCUGCGCUCCAAAAUUCGCCAACCAAUUCCGCUGCCGCCCAUCACCACCUCCGCGCUUCUUUAAAACGCCCUCCUGCCCCUGCCCUGCCACCAUAGUUGGCCACCCAACACCUCCUCCCUCCUCCUCACUCGCACAAUGGCGAAGCCCCGCAAGAACUCCGCCGCCGCCGCCGCGGUGACCACCGUCACCACAAACGCGGCCGCCGACGCCGCGACGGACGUGCGCGCGAAGCCCAAGAAGCGCACCCGCAAGAGCGUGCCGCGCGAGUCCCCCUCCCAGCGCAGCUCCGUCCACCGCGGCGUCACUCGGCACCGGUGGACGGGGCGGUUCGAGGCGCACCUGUGGGACAAGAACAGCUGGAACGAGUCCCAGAACAAGAAGGGCAAGCAAGUUUACCUCGGAGCGUAUGACGAGGAGGAGGCAGCGGCCCGGGCGUACGACCUGGCGGCAUUGAAGUACUGGGGACCCGACACCAUCCUCAACUUCCCGCUAUCCGUGUAUGAAGAGGAGUUGAAAGAAAUGGAGGGGCAGUCCAGGGAAGAGUAUAUUGGGUCCCUAAGGAGGAAAAGCAGUGGUUUCUCAAGAGGAGUCUCCAAGUACCGCGGUGUCGCAAGGCAUCAUCACAACGGGAGAUGGGAGGCUCGGAUCGGGCGUGUUUUCGGCAACAAGUAUCUCUACCUGGGCACUUAUGCGACGCAGGAGGAAGCGGCGAUGGCGUACGACAUGGCGGCGAUCGAGUACCGUGGCCUCAACGCCGUGACCAACUUCGACCUCAGCCGGUACAUCAAGUGGCUCCGCCCUGGCGGCGGCGUCGAUGCGGCGAUCGCCGGCCGGAACCCACACCCGAUGCUGGCCAGCCUAACUGCGGCGCAGGAGCUGCCGCCGACCGACCUGGACGGCAUGGUGUUCCCGCCUGAGCUCCACCAGUGCAUGGAAGACGGCAUGGCGGCGGCAGCGGCAGCAGCCGCGCAGUUUGCGCUGCCGGCGAUGGCGUCGACGCUCGGCCACACCCCGACCACGUCUGCGCUGAGCCUGCUGCUGCAGUCCCCCAAGUUCAAGGAGAUGAUCGAGCGCACGUCGGCCGCGGAGAGCAGCACGACCACGUCCUCCUCGUCCAUGUCCACGCCGCCGCGGCCGCCGCCGCAGGUGGCCAAGGACGAGAGCGCCUCGCCGCAGUGCAGCUUCCCGGAGGACAUACAGACCUUCUUUGGGUGCGACGACGGCGUGGGCUACACCGACGUGGACGGCCUCUUCUUCGGGGACCUGUCCGCCUACGCGUCGCCAGCGUUCCAGUUCGAGCUGGACUUGUGAUCGCACCCAUCAUCAUUAAUUGAUUUCCUCCAAUCUGGUUGGAGAAUUUUGUCAAUAGGAGAAUCAAAAGGAGAAGCAGGCAGAGAACAGAAGCAUGAUGACAGACAGACAGACAGGGCAAGAAGAUAACACAGAAUCGUUGCAGUGCUAGUAGUGAGGACUAAGAAUUAUUUACACAUUGUUUUUCCUUCCCCCUUGGUAUUAUCUAGAGAGUAAGGAAGCGAGAUUGUUUGAUUUGUUCCGUGGAUCCAUGGACCAUGGCAGUAAGAAUAAGGAGCUAAUAUAUACAUACAUAUAUUUACAUAAUCAAGAAAGAUUACA